CUGAACGCACCACUGUUUGACGUCAACACUGCGCGACCGCCUGCUAAGCUGAAGGCGAGUCUGGAUGAUGCUUCUCAUUCUGGAAAAUGGACAUGCAGCACUCUGCCUCCUGCCUCCCACUCUUAUAUGUUUUAAUAACAUGAGUGUAAAUGAGUGGAUUUAAGUUUCUAGAAUUUGCCAUCAUUGUCUGUGGAACCAUUCAGAUUCCGUUAGAUGUUUCUUUUAUUUAUAUAUCUCCCUGUUGUUUAUAAAACAGCAGUUUAAUGUACUUUACUUGUACAUGUGCUAAAACAAAAAGUCCCAGUUGGAUCUGUACCCACAGCAGAGCCCUGAUCAUGAAGAUUAAGUAGUGACACCUCAAAGCUUUUAAACUUUGAAACUUGAUGGAGCAGGAGCUGCCAGGAUCAGAAUUGGCCCACCAGUCAGUUCUGCUGUAAAACCAGGUCUGAUCCAUGACUGAGUACUACGAGGAGGGGGGGCUGCUGUACGAGCAAUCACCUCCCAUGCACAUCAAAGUGGAGUCUCCGGAGGGAGCCUUUGGAGGGGGAGCUUCGGAGAACGGCUUCCCCAGGGAGGAUGAGGACUCGGACGGCAGCUGCGACCAGAACCAGGCCUUACCUGGAGGACUCCCCUUCAACGUGGUAGUGGUGCAUCCGAACAUCAUGGCGCCCGGCAUGUCCUCAGACGACCUCUUGUCCAUUGAACAAAACAGAGCCAUGUCGGCCGCGCUGGCCGCCGGCGGCGCGGGCAAACGCAAGAGUCGUUUCAGCGGCGCCGAGCUGGAGGUGUUGGUGUCCGAAGUGACGCGGUGCGAGGGCGAACUCUUCGGUCCCGCCGGGCGCCUCCGGCGGCGAGAGAGGGAGCGGAUCUGGGCUGGAAUCCUGGAGCGGGUCAACGCCGUGUCCCGAGUGCCGCGGACCCUCCGGGAGGUGAAGAAGCGCUGGGACGACUUGAAGAGGCGCAACGGGGGCCGGCUGGCGGACGCUCGUCACCGCAGCUGCUACCUGCCGUCCAGCAGGGGGGCGUCGCUGCUCGGGCGCCCUUCCCAGCCGAGCCCCAGGCUUCAGCAGUCGAGGCAGAAGCAAAGCAUCCGACCAAAGCCUAGUUUCACGUGCUUCCCUGACUCUGACCCAGGUGUAGGAGCGGAUGGAUCGGAGCGAGACGGUUUGGAGAAAGAAGAGGACAAUCACGAGCGUGAGAGAGACAUAGGAGAUCCAGAUUGUGAGCCAGUAGAGAACAGCAUGGACGACAAGCUGGGAUUAGGACUGGGCCUGGGAAUAGGACCACCCCCUCCGUCUGAACGAUGGCUGCCUCCCUCCCCUCUCUACAGCGCUCCCUUCCUGAACGGCAGCCCUCAACCCAGCAGUCCCCAGCCGUCACUCGGAGCACAGCAGGGUCCUCUCGAAGUUCCCCCGCGCAGCUCCUGGCUCGAAGAUGAGCUUCGGGGGUUAGGGGAAGCGGCGAUCCAGCUGGGCAAUCGGGUAGAAAAAAGCCUCCGGGAAUUUGGCGAAGGUUUCAGGGAGGACAUGAGAACCCUCGUUGCGUCGCAGGAGGCGUUGGCGCUCAGUCUGCAACAAAACAACGUGCUCUUGCAGAGGCUUUUGGGAGUGCUCGAAGCCCAGCAGCAGCCGCCGCAGCCUCAGCAACACCGUGCGCAACAAGUGCACUCGGCACAAACGCCUCAACAGCACUUACAGCCGCAGCAGCUCCAGCCCUUAGAACCCCAGCAGCAGCAGCUGGCUGAAACACCACAGCACUCGCACGCUGCACACCAACACCCACAGCAGCAUCAAACACAGCUACAGCAGCAGCCGCACGCCGCCCCACAUUUAAAUAAUCACUCAGCCGCAGCUGUGGCCCCUUCACCGUCGCCCCCGGAUUCACACGGCACUUUUCCUCCCGAUCCGACCGCGGGCACCAACGGAAACGUCCCGAAGCCACGGCGAGGGAGAGCUGCGGAGCACAGGCGCAGAAGGCGACGCUGAGAAUGUAUUUAAGAACUCCACACGGUGCAUAUUUGAUGUUUUAAAAAAAAAAUGUGACAUGUAACGAUGCUCUUUUUACUUGCAGUAUUUCUGUAAUGAUUAAUAGUUACCUGCUGAAUCCCAUCUAACUGAACAUCUGCAACCCAUUUUAUACGUAGGUUUGUAAAUCUGGAAGGACCGAAGUAGCUUGGAUAAGUUGUCCCAAGACAAUAGGGUGGCCUUAACAUUACCUUCAUUUCUCAGAAAUGUGUGCGUAUUCRUAAAGACUUUACAGAGAACAUCUGGAAAAAUGGAGCGAAAGCUUCACUUGUGAAAUGUUCAGUGCUCAGAAAAACAGCAGAUGUGCACAUUUCCCUCAUGCUCUUAACAGUUCAAACUCAUUUCUCCAAAAUAAGUGCGUUGCCCAAAAACUAUGCGUGAUUUGCAGUUGUUUCCAUAUACUGUAGUUUUGCAGCCAUUGUAGUUACCAGCUAAUGUAAGCUUGUGCUUUUUUCUUUUUAAUUUAAGAAGCAUUUCUAUGCCUUCACAAAACAGAAAUGAAGGGAAGAGAAAAUAGGUGAAAUAAUAUUUAGCAAAAAAAACAAAUAAUAAUAAAUAAAUAAAUAAACGUUGCCCCUUUGGGCACCUUUAAUUUUUUGUUUUAAUGAUUUCGUAACAAAAACUUGUCCAAGUUGUGAUUGGACUCUAAAGCUAAGCUGUGUUAGACAAAAAUGCUAUAUUUUAUUGACUUAAAAGUUUUUUGCAGAUGGUAAAACCUCCAUAUAUGAACAUUACAGUAUGGUUCAGAUUUAAAUUUGUAUUUAUGGUGGAUUUUAAAAGGGGCUAUUGAUGAUCUUGCAUGCAGUAUUAUGGAUGUGUUUGUAAAUAGCUGCAAAGAAUCAUAAUAUGGCUAUCAUCCAUGUAGUUUUGCACAAGUUAUAUUUUGUAGAUAGGUACUGUUCUGAUGAAAUGUAACUAAACCUAAUAAAACAACAACAGUGGACUGCAAAAAUAAA
Austrofundulus limnaeus is the source of this 2980-nucleotide messenger RNA. RefSeq lists its product as uncharacterized. Bases 453 to 1985 code for a protein of 510 amino acids. The record is from RefSeq and is a predicted model, not a curated record. The transcript is spliced from 4 exons. Gene Ontology annotation, cellular component: nucleus. NCBI's taxonomy places the organism in Eukaryota, Metazoa, Chordata, Actinopteri, Cyprinodontiformes, Rivulidae.